Effrenium voratum is the source of this 363-nucleotide messenger RNA. NCBI's taxonomy places the organism in Eukaryota, Dinophyceae, Suessiales, Symbiodiniaceae. The record is from the annotation of a GenBank genome assembly.
AUGCGAAGCACUUUGGAGCUGCUGGCUCAACUGGUACAAACACGCUUGCUUGCCCAGUGUCCCGUGUUGCACCAGUACAAUAUCUUGGCCCUCGGGUUUAUCGCCAAGGGCUGCACCAAGUUCAGCUUUGAUCUCCCAGGCAAAGGCCGAUGCUUUAAGUUCGGCGACUUGCAAGUGCCCCAUAGAAAUGACAUGCAAAAGUUCCGUGCCAACCAGGUGCUGCAAGAGAACUUGGCGCGUCCUCGGUUCGGUAGAGCAGCGCGGCUGGGAUGCUGGGGCUGUUGUUUCUUGGCCUUCGAGGCCGGUGUGGUUUGGCUGUUACAGCUGUCAUCUCCAAAGGCAAACUGGCGUGCCGUGCCCUGA